AUGACAAGUGACAGUGGUGCAUUGAGUACUUCAUCUGUUUCUUCAACAAUAGUUGAUACAAAUAAUAUUAAUAAUACAGUUAAUACAAGACAACAACAAUUAAAUAAUAAUAAUACUAAUCCAUAUGGAUCAUCACAAAGAUUAGCACAUUCACAUCAUCCACGUGUUCAUCAUCCUCAUAAUAUUCAUCAUCAUAAUAAUAAUAAUAUACGUAAAGUUAUGAGUCAAUUAAGUAUUAAUAGUCAACAACAACAACAACAACAAUAUAAUAGUAAUGAACAAUUAUCAUCUCUAUAUAGUAUUGAUAAUAAUAAUAUUAUUAACAUGUCUUCUAAUAAUAAUUUAAAUAAUUUGAAUAAUAAUAAUUUGAAUAAUAAUAGAAUUCAUUCAGCACAAUCAUUUAGUUCACUUUCAUCUUAUUAUAGAGAUGAUGAACAUCCACAACAACGUCAUAAUGGUAAAAAUAAUGUUCAUUUUGAUACUAAUGAAGAUGAUGAACAAGGACAUUAUCAUGGUCAUCAUCAUGAACAUGAAUUAGAUGAUAAUCAUCAUCAUCAUAUUAUUGAUCAUCACCAUGACCAUCAUCACCAUCAUCAUCAUGAAGAUGAUCAUUGUGCUCAUACUACUACCAAUAAUAAUAAUACUAUUAAAAGUAGUAAUACUUGUUGUGGUGGUGAAGAAAAUCCAAUUAUUGUUGCUAUAUUUGGUAAUAUAUUAGGUACAAUAUUAAUGUCAGCAAUAUUAUCAGGUAGUUAUGUAUGGUAUGAUAAUCAAAGUGUUAUUCAAUUUUUAAGUUCAACAACUAAACAUAAAAUUCAUACAUUUGAAGAGAGAGGUGUUAAUGGAUGGUUUAGUUGUUUAUUAAGUGGAAUGGUUGCUAAUUUCAUGAUUGGUGUUGCUACUUUAUUAUGUUCUUCUGGUACUACUAUUAUUGGUAAAAUUAUUGCUUUAUUCUUUCCAAUUAUAGCAUUUGCUGCAUUAGGUGUACAACAUGCACCUGCUAAUGUUGGUUAUUUUUCUCAUAUUUUCAUUUGGGAUUCUUUAUAUGGUUCAACUAGUAAUAUUACAAUGACAAGUGAAAUUAAUUUUGUAAUGAAUGAAAUUCAAUGGUAUGAAUCUAUUUAUUGGAAUUUAAUUCCAGCUGCACUUGGUAAUGCUUUGGGUGCUGUCUUUUUAGCUUUUAUAUUUGUUUUUAUUUUUGAAUCUAAGGAUGAUAAUAAUUUAAUCAUUUCUUCAUUCUCAGUUGGAAGUGUAACUUCGAGUGGUGAUAAGAAAUCAUUCACAUUCACUAACGUUGCUGGAAAUGUUGGCACUCAAACAUUUACCUAUGUAAGCUAA
This is a messenger RNA of Naegleria gruberi, 1338 nucleotides long. RefSeq lists its product as uncharacterized. NCBI's taxonomy places the organism in Eukaryota, Heterolobosea, Eutetramitea, Acrasida, Naegleriidae. Gene Ontology annotation, biological process: formate transport; transmembrane transport. The record is from RefSeq and is a predicted model, not a curated record. The transcript is spliced from 4 exons. Bases 1 to 1338 code for a protein of 445 amino acids. Gene Ontology annotation, molecular function: formate transmembrane transporter activity. Gene Ontology annotation, cellular component: membrane.